GCGCGCGCACGGUUUCCCGCACGUGGGGGCCGGCCACAACCUCCGGGGCGAUGCCGCUCGCGCCCCGGUGCCGGGCGGUGCGCGCCUUGCUGCGCAGACACUACCGCGAGGUGCUGCCGCUGGCGGCCUUCGCGCGCCGCCUGGGGCCCGAGGGCCGGCGGCUCCUGCGGCGAGGAGACCCGGCGGCCUUCUGCGCUCUCGUGGCCCAGUGCCUGGUGUGUGUGCCCUGGGACGCGCAGCCGCCUCCCGCUGCCCCCUCCUUCCGCCAGGUGUCCUGCUUGAAGGAGUUGGUGGCCAGGGUCGUACAGCGGCUCUGCGAGCGCGGUGUGAGGAAUGUGCUGGCCUUUGGCUUCGCGCUGCUGGACGGGGCCCGUGGCGGGCCACCUAUGGCCUUCACGACCAGCGUUCGAAGCUAUUUGCCUAAUACGGUGACGGAGACUCUGCGCGGCAGUGGCGCCUGGGGGAUGCUCCUCCAUCGCCUGGGCGACGACGUGCUGGUCCAUCUGCUGGCCCGCUGCGCUCUCUACCUGCUGGUGGCUCCCAAUUGUGCCUACCAGGUGUGUGGGCCGCCUCUCUAUGAACUCUCCGCUACCGACAAGGCCCAGCCCACAGUGCCCCGGACCCGCUGGCCCACAGGGCACGCAGGCCGGACAGGCCACCGAUCCACAGGCCCAGUCCAGAACAGCAGCAGCCAGAAGGCCCUGGGCUGGCCAGCCCGAGGUGCAAAGCGGCACCUAGACAACGCAGGCAGAAGUCCGCCUUUGGCCAAGAAGCGGAGGUGCAGCCUGGGCCUGGAGCAGGCCUGUGGGCCAACUCCUGGAAAACCCUGUGGGGUGACACCCCGCCCAGCCGCAGCUGAAGCCGCAUCAUUGGAAGCUAAGUCCAGAACCCAGCACUCCUCCCGUCCAUCCACACUGUGGCCGCCACAGCCCCAACCACAGGUGGAGGUCAAGUGCUUCCUCUAUUCCUAUUCUCGGGGCAGGGAGCAGCUGCACCCCUCCUUCCCUCUCAGCUCCCUGCGGCCCAGCCUGAGUGGGGCCCAGAGGCUUGUGGAGACCAUCUUUCUAGGACCAGUGCCCCUCCAGCUGGGUGUGCCUGGCAGGACACACCGCCUGUCCCCACGCUACGGGCAGAUGCGACCCCUGUUCCGGGAACUGCUGGCCAACCAUGCACAGUGCCCUUACCUUGCUCUUCUGAGGAUGCACUGUCCACUUCAGGCUGCGGCCACCCAGGUGGCCCGUGCCUGUGCCUCAGGGAGGCCAGCUGGGGCUCCUGGGGGGUCUGCAGACCCGGGCCACCUGGCUGAGCUGCUGGACCAGCACAGCAGCCCCUGGCAGGUAUAUGCGUUCCUACGGGCCUGUCUCAGCAGGCUGGUCCCCGCCGGCCUCUGGGGCUCCAGGCACAACCAGCGCCACUUCUUGAGGAACGUGAAGAGGUUCAUCUCUCUGGGAAAGCACGCCAGGCUGUCACUGCGGGAGCUGGCGUGGAAGAUGAAGGUGCGGGGCUGUGCUUGGCUGCGCAGGAGCCCAGAGCUCAUCCCUGAGAAUGGUGCCCUACCUGAUAGCAGCAGGGAUGGGAGAAGGUGUCCAGGUCACCGGUGUGCAGGUACCCACUGUGUGCCUGCAGCAGAGCACCGUCUGAGGGCAGAGAUCCUGGCCAAGUUCCUGUUCUGGCUGGUGGACACCUAUGUGGUGGGGCUGCUGAGGUCCUUCUUCUAUGUCACAGAGACCACGUUCCAGAAGAACAGGCUCCUCUUCUACCGCCAGAGCACCUGGCACAGGCUGCAGAGCGUGGGGCUCAGGCAACUCCUGGAGCGCGUGCAGCUGCGGCAGCUGUCGGAAGCCGAGGUCAGGCAGCACCAGGGCACCCGGCCCGCCUUGCCCACGUCCAGACUCCGCUUCGUCCCUAAGCCCAACGGGCUGCGGCCCAUCGUGAGCAUGGACUGCGUCGUGGGUACCAGACCGCUCCGCAGGGAGAAGAAGGCCCAGCAAUUCACUCUGCACAUGAAGACCCUGUUCAGCGUGCUCAAUUAUGAGCGGGCCCAGCGACCUGGCCUCCUGGGGGCCUCUGUGCUGGGCAUGGACGACAUCUACAGGGUCUGGAGGGCCUUCGUGCUGCGUGUGCGGGCUCAGGACCCGGCGCCCCGGCUGUACUUUGUCAAGGCAGAUGUGACUGGGGCGUACGACACCAUCCCCCAGGACCGCCUCGUGGAGGUGAUCGCCAGCAUCAUCAGGCCCCCGGAGAACACGUACUGCGUCCGCCGCUACGCCGUGGUGCAGCGAGCCGCCCACGGGCGCGUCCGAAAGUCUUUCAGGACACAUGUCUCCACCCUCUCGGACCUGCAGCCCUACAUGCGCCAGUUCGUGGAGCACCUGCAGGACAGGAUUGCGCUGAGGGACGCCGUCGUCAUUGAGCAGAGCUGCUCUCUGAACGAGACCAGCACCAACCUGUUUGACUUCUUCCUGAGGUUUGUACGCAGCAGUGUGGUGAGGAUCGGCGGCAGGUGCUACGUGCAAUGCCGGGGGAUCCCCCAGGGCUCCGUGCUGUCCACCCUGCUCUGCAGCCUGUGCUACGGGGACAUGGAGAACAAGCUGUUUGCCGGGGUGCAGCAGGACGGGGUGCUUCUGCGACUGGUGGACGACUUCCUGCUGGUCACGCCUCACCUGGCCCAGGCCAGAGCCUUCCUCAGGGCCCUGGUCCAGGGCGUCCCCGAGUAUGGCUGCCAGAUAAACCUGCAGAAGACAGUGGUGAACUUCCCUGUGGAGAGCGAGGCCCCCAGCGGCGCUGCCCCACUGCAGCUGCCCGCUCACUGCCUGUUCCCCUGGUGCGGCCUGCUGCUGGACUCGCAGACCCUGGAGGUGUUCUGUGACUACUCCAGCUAUGCUCAGACCUCGGUCAGGGCCAGUCUCACCUUCCAUCGCGGCUCCAGGGUGGGGCGGAACCUGCGUCGCAAGCUCCUAGCCGUCUUGCGGCUGAAGUGCCACGGCCUCUUUCUGGACCUGCAGGUGAACAGCCUCCGGACGGUGUGCGUGAACAUUUACAAGAUCUUCCUGCUGCAGGCCCACAGGUUCCACGCGUGUGUGCUUCAGCUCCCGUUCAGCCAGCAGGUUCGGAAGAACCCCCGGUUCUUCCUGCGUAUCGUCUCUGACACGGCUUCCUGCUGCUACUCCAUCCUGAGAGCCAGGAACUCAGGGGCGUCGCUGGGGGCCAGGGGCGCUGCCGGCCCCUUUCCCUUGGAAGCAGCACAGUGGCUCUGCCACCAAGCCUUCCUGGUCAAGCUGGCUUGUCACCGUGCCACCUACAAGUGUCUCCUGGGGCCGCUCAGAACAGCCCAGACACAGCUGUGUCAGAAGCUCCCUGAGGCCACCUUGGCGGCCCUCAAGGCCGCAGCCGACCCAGCCCUGACCACAGACUUCCAGACCAUCCUGCACUGACCCUGCCUCCUCACUGCCUGGGCAGUGUGGGCUCCGGCAGCCCACACCUGGAUUGUGUCACUGGAGAGGCCAGCCCACCUGAGGCUGCAGUGCUCCCGGGAGCCCCAUGUCCAUGUGGCAGGUGGGCUCUGACCCUGGGCCUGCUUUCUGUGACGGUCGGCCCCUCCCUGGUGUGCUCUAGGAAGCAGAGCCCACCCGCUGAGACCCUCUGAUGACUGGGGGCUCCUUGGGCCUCUGACCUCCCAGAGGCGGCAGGUGGGGCCCAGUGUGGGCAGUCGGAUGUCCAGUGGUUGAGCAGAGCUGCCCUGGCCCACUGUGCUGGGAACCUGGGGCUGUCCUGGGGCCCUGGUGCUCCUGCUCCUCGCUGGCCACACCCCCCCUGGAGCAUCUCCAUCACCCUGGCCACAGCCAAGGUCCACUCCUGAUGAGCUUCUCCCAGAGCAGAGGCCCCCGAGUGCCUCACCACACUGCCCACACCUCUCUUGUCCCCUGGGGCCUGAGUGUCUGGCUCCACCUGCACACCCUGGCUGGAGUGGAGACUCAGGGGACAAGGUGUCCUGCCCAGCCAGACUGUCCCUGGGUGGGGUCCCCACAGGUGUGCCCAUGCUUGCUGUAGAGAACACCCCCUGGAUCUUUGAGUCUUACA
This is a messenger RNA of Ictidomys tridecemlineatus (thirteen-lined ground squirrel), 4080 nucleotides long. RefSeq names its product telomerase reverse transcriptase (gene Tert). Gene Ontology annotation, molecular function: telomerase activity; telomerase RNA binding; telomeric repeat DNA binding. Gene Ontology annotation, biological process: telomere maintenance via telomerase. Lineage: Eukaryota; Metazoa; Chordata; Mammalia; Rodentia; Sciuridae. The record is from RefSeq and is a predicted model, not a curated record. Gene Ontology annotation, cellular component: telomerase catalytic core complex.